Colletotrichum graminicola M1.001 is the source of this 525-nucleotide messenger RNA. RefSeq lists its product as uncharacterized. Lineage: Eukaryota; Fungi; Ascomycota; Sordariomycetes; Glomerellales; Glomerellaceae. The record is from RefSeq and is a predicted model, not a curated record. The transcript is spliced from 2 exons. The coding region runs from base 1 to 525 and encodes 174 amino acids.
AUGGCAUCUCCGACGGUGGAAAACAUGCAGCCCGAGAAGAAAUAUAUCCUUCGCAUCGUCAGUGACGAGAGCAGCCUCAGCAACGCGACGCUCUUCCUCGGCGGCGAUGGGAGCCUGGUCUUGAAGACGGCCGGCGCCGGCGCCGGCGAGCAGCCCGUCGUGGUGAAGAGCGGCCGCAACCCGUCCACCAUCGCCGUCGACGGCCCCGCGGAGGAGGCUCUGAUCCUCCAGGGCCCACCCGGCAAGGGCGAGCACCGGCUCAGGGCCUCCGCGAGGGUGACCCCCUUCGGCGUCGGCAGCGCCAUCUGCCACGACGCCUGGGAGGUCGCGCCGGACGCGUCCGGCCAGCGGCUGCUGCUGCGCUACAGGAACGAGAACUUUGGGGACCGGAGCUGGGUGGCUGUCCCGCCCCGGACGCCGGAGGAAGGAGGCGUAUGGACGGUCUGGUGGUACGAGCCGUUGCCGUUCAAUGCGCAGGACUUGCCGGGCUACGUCGGGGUGGAUGUGGAGGUUGUCCCUGUUUGA